CGGGACUCUUGGUUCCGCCCGCCCCUGGCCCCCCCCCGGACCGAGCAUCCUCCUCCAGUCCCUACAGCGCGCUGCGCCCCGGGCCUCGCCCGCAGACCCUCGCCCUGCUCCUCCCAGAGGCGCCAGAACCGCCCUCUUUGUGCCUCUUUAUUCUCCUUUUCAGCGCCGGGGUUUGCUUGACCUUAAGAGGAGGACAGAGCUGCAAAUUGCCAAAGGCCCAGAGCCAGCAGAGGGAAGGCUGCCAUGGCUGCUGUUGACAGCUUCUACCUCUUGUACAGGGAAAUUGCCAGGUCUUGCAAUUGCUAUAUGGAAGCUCUGGCUUUGGUUGGAGCCUGGUACACGGCCAGAAAAAGCAUCACCGUCGUCUGUGACUUUUACAGCCUGAUCAGACUGCACUUUAUCCCUCGCCUGGGGAGCAGAACAGACCUGACCAAGCAGUAUGGAAGAUGGGCCAUCGUCAGUGGUGCGACCGAUGGGAUUGGAAAAGCCUAUGCUGAAGAGCUAGCAAGCCGAGGUCUCAAUAUUAUUCUGAUUAGCCGGAACGAAGAGAAGUUACAGAAUGUUGCUAAAGACAUAGCUGACACCUACAGAGUGGAAACUGAUGUUAUAGUUGCAGACUUCAGCAGAGGCCGUGAGAUCUACGAUCUGAUUCAGGAAGCUCUGAAAGACAGAGAUGUUGGCAUCUUGGUGAAUAACGUAGGCGUGUCUUAUCCCUACCCCCAGUAUUUCACGCAGGUCUCCGAGGACAAGCUGUGGGACAUCAUAAAUGUGAACAUUGCGGCCGCCAGUUUGAUGGUCCACAUAGUGUUACCCGGAAUGGUGGAGAGAAAGAAAGGUGCUAUUGUCACCAUCUCCUCUGGCUCCUGCUGCAAACCCACUCCCCAGCUGGCGGCAUUUUCUGCUUCUAAGGCUUACUUAGACCACUUCAGCAGAGCACUGCAGUAUGAGUAUGCUUCUAAAGGAAUCUUUGUGCAGAGUCUAAUCCCGUUCUACGUUGCUACCAACACGGCUGCUCCUCGAAGCUUUCUGCACAGAUGCUCAUGGUUGGUGCCUUCGCCAAAAGUAUACGCACAUCACGCUGUCUCUACCCUCGGAAUUUCCAAAAGGACCACGGGGUACUGGUCCCACUCCAUUCAGUUUCUUUUUGCCCAGUAUAUGCCUGAAUGGCUGUGGGUAUGGGGAGCAAAUAUUCUCAAUCGCUCGUUACAAAAGGAGGCCUUAUCCUGCAAAGCAUGAAUCCAGAUGAUCGGUGAAGUUUUGCCAGCUUCUGGUAACCUGCAGUAUUCCGACAUUUGGAAAAGGACAUUUAAUUUAUCGUAUGUGUUUCCUUUCGUGACUGAUUAUCUAGCAUCCUGUCGAUUCAUUGUUUGCAAGGCAGACUUCGAGAGUGCUGUGGAAAAACCUCCAGGGCUCCACGGAUGACACAGAGUAAAUGACGACUAGAGCUUAAAGAACUGAUGGAAGAAACCUAAAUGUCAGUGCUUUUUACCCAAGCUGUUCAAAAUUUGUGUAAUUUACAUUGUUCUAGGAGCCACAGUGAUCUAGCACUUUAGGAUUUGAUUAGUCACCUCUUACAAUUUCAGAUGUCUUGUGAAGGAAAUUACCUAUUCCCCUUUACACGUGACUCCUGGUCUGGUGUUCAAGAGUUGAUCAGGAAAGGCCAGGGAUUUAGCUCAGUGGUUCUGCUGCCUGCCUCGCAAACACAAGGUCCUGAGUUUGAUUCACGGUACCAAAAACAAAAAGCUGAUCAGGAAGACUACUGAGAAGUGUUAUUUUGUAACUGAGAGUGCAGUGGUUGCUGGUGUCAGUGGUAGAAGUCUGUGUGUCCUGCUGCAUAGCUCCCCGUGUUGGGGUGUGUGUACAUGCUGCUCUUUCCCGAGGUUUCCCUAGGGAAGGAUGUGCGAUGUGUGUGUCUAAGGAACUCUGUGUGUGGUUGAGUUACUUUAAAAGAGAUUUCUUGUGAAGGUGACAUGGAACCUUACGGGGUAUUAACACUAGGUUAUUCCUUCUCACAGUGAACAACCCUACCUGCUUUUGUAAUGUAGGUUUGGUAUGUCUAGUACUGCUUCCUUGAGAUGUCUUUGUUUUUUUAAUUCUACAGAAUGAAUUCAUUCCUCGAUUUGGAUAUGUCAUCUUUUGAUUUAUAAGAUAAUGUUGUGGAUAAGUAGUGAUUUCUCAGCCUAUGAUCCAUUUUAUAACUGAAAUUUAGCCCUGUAGAGCUUGUUACAUCUGUUGUUUCAUACAGUUUUCUAUGUAAUAUCCCAUUCCAGUAGCAUUAUUGAUGUAUUUAUGACGGGUGGAUAAAAUAUUGACAAAUUAUGUGUGUGAUAUAUCUGUUGAAAUAGGAAGUUAGAAGCUCAUUUUUGGCUAUGUAAUGAGUUUACACGUUAUAGUGAAUACUUUUAUUGGUGUGAAGAUAAUUAUGCACAAGCCCCCACAAUAUGAAUUAACAUUGAAACCUACUGUGAAAUAUCUUUAAUUCAGAUCCUGUAAACCCUAUAAAGUCAUUUUGGAGGACCACAUACCUAGCACUUUGAAAACUUUAAGUCACUAAGAAUAUGGCAGCACGUAUAGAUUUAAAAUUAAAACUUAAUAUUGUGACACUUAUGUAGUUUGUAGGAUGUAGGAUGUAGUUUGAGGGUCAAGUCUGAUUGUUUUCUUGUGAAGGGGUACUCCACUGUAAGCCUGACCAUGCUUUUACAUUAAGCACACAGGUUGACUUGUGAUAUUGCCUGCAGCAUUUCUAACUGUGACUUGGAGUCAGAAGAUCAGUGUUCCAAAGCUCUUUCACUCCUUAAUCAGAAUGUAAGAUGUGGAGAACUACGCACUCGGAGAUGCUGUGUAACAGCAAAGGUUUUGGUGGAGGUAGCUCAGAAUCCUCCUGACUUUGUGCCAUACUGAUGAGAACUUUGAUGGAUGUGUAAUAAGCAGCAGCAACUUUAUGUAAACACAUUGUCAGUUACUGGUAAGGUUGUGUGUGCUAUGUGAUGAGAACAAGUAAACACACAUCGUCAGUGAUGUUUUAAAUUUGCCUUGGCAGGACCUGGCUAAACACGCUGAUUGUUGUGGUGCAGCACAGCUGUCUGUAGCUUCAGUGAAAGACCGAGCCUGGGAAUUUCCUUAAGCAUUCUAGCUUUUAUAAAAUACUUUUGCCUCAAAAGCUCACGUGAGAGUUAAUCAGACCAUGAUGGAUAGGGUUGCUUUUUAAAAAAUGUGAGAAAUCUGAACAUUUAAAACUAAGUGUGUGGAUUGAAAAUGUAACAAUAAAAUCAGUUGCUCUGUUUCCUCUGGACAAGGUUUUGCUGUGUUUGCAAGCUGGUUGUUUGGAAAGAGAUUAAUUUUUCCUUGUAGAAAUGAUAACUGAAAAUUACCCUGUGAACACUGUGGUUGUAAUUCAUUAAAAGCUGAUGCUAGCCUGGCA
This is a messenger RNA of Heterocephalus glaber (naked mole-rat), 3421 nucleotides long. It is a transcript of the gene Hsdl1, whose product is annotated as hydroxysteroid dehydrogenase like 1. The record is from RefSeq and is a predicted model, not a curated record. NCBI's taxonomy places the organism in Eukaryota, Metazoa, Chordata, Mammalia, Rodentia, Bathyergidae. Gene Ontology annotation, cellular component: mitochondrion.